This is a messenger RNA of Geodia barretti, 708 nucleotides long. The record is from the annotation of a GenBank genome assembly. Lineage: Eukaryota; Metazoa; Porifera; Demospongiae; Tetractinellida; Geodiidae.
AUGGUGGAGAUGCGCGCGCUGACGAAGCGUUACGAAGAGGGGACCGAGGCGCGCUCAGUCAUCGAGCGCGCAGACGCCGAGAUUCAUCGCGGCGAAUUCGUCGCGCUUGCGGGUCCCAGCGGCUCCGGCAAGACCACGCUGCUCAACCUCAUCAGCGGAAUUGACACGCCAACAAGCGGAGAUGUGCUGAUAGACUCCGUGCCUAUUACGAAACUCUCUGAGAAAGAUCGCACGCUAUUCAGGCGAAAGAACAUCGGCUUCGUCUUCCAGUUCUUCAAUCUGAUUCCUACACUGAGCGUAAAGGAGAACCUACUUCUGCCACUCCAGCUCAAUAGCUUUCCAAGCGCCGAGUCGGACGAUAGAGUCAUGUACCUGCUGGAACGGAUUGGCAUGGGAGAUCGGAUUGACAGCUAUCCGGACAGGCUUUCAGGCGGCGAGAAGCAGCGCGUUGCCAUUGCCCGCGCUCUCGCCCACAACCCGCCGCUCAUCCUUGCCGACGAGCCUACCGGCAACCUCGACGCCGAUACGGGUAGGGCGAUCCUGUCCCUUCUAAAGAGCCUUAUAGAUGGCAGCGGCAAGACGAUGGUCAUCGUGUCUCACAGUGAUGUAGUCGCGGGGAUGGCAGAUCGAGUGCUUGCAAUGGAGGAUGGGAAGCUGGUGGAACGAAUCCGAGGCGAUGGAUAUGUCAAUAAUCGACUGGAUUCUUGA